AACAAGCCCGUGUGCUCAAGCGAAGUGUGCAAGGACCGUGCACAUCUUAUCAAGGAGUACAUUAACACAUCUGCUGACCCCUGCGAUGAUUUUUACUCAUAUGUUUGCAAAAAAUGGACUAGCAAGAACAUGGAACGUGCCCCUUACGAUGCUUUCCAGAUGCUGCGAGAGCAAUUUAUUGAUGUGUUAAAAGGUAUACUAGAGGAAGCAGAAAUCGUUUACAACAACCAAACGAUCAUAAAUAAGGCAGCUGUUCUCUACAACGCCUGCUUAGCCGUUCCAGUUGAAGAGGACGGACGUGACGAUCUGUUAGAAAUAAUGAACAAGCAAGGAUUAGCAGAUUGGCCGAUAAUUAUUAAUGGGAAUGUGUCAGGUGAUACUUUUGACAACGUCACUGAGGUUCUUCUGAAAGUUGGAAUGGAGUCCAUCAUUCAGUUUUUCGUCGGGAAAGACAGCCGCAAUUCUUCCGCUCAUGGGAUUAAGCCUGUUGCCAUCAUCGGUGUUAUGAAAACUGAUCCGACCCUUAUAAUCGACAGCGCUGAGGUGACACGAACUGCUGCCGACGGCGGCGCAAGGUGAACUCAUGACUCCCGCAAACUACUAUAGGUGGCGGCG
Messenger RNA from Dermacentor silvarum, 615 nucleotides. Its product is annotated as neprilysin-like. The transcript has 5 exons. Gene Ontology annotation, biological process: proteolysis. NCBI's taxonomy places the organism in Eukaryota, Metazoa, Arthropoda, Arachnida, Ixodida, Ixodidae. The record is from RefSeq and is a predicted model, not a curated record. Bases 130 to 579 code for a protein of 149 amino acids.